CGCCAGACGUCAUUACCGGGCGCCGGGCCUGUCGGCCGGCGGGAGGAGGCGCCAUGCUGAGCCGGCUCCAGGAGCUGCGCAAGGAGGAGGAGACGCUGCUCCGGUUGAAGGCGGCCCUGCACGACCAGCUGAACCGGCUCAAGGUUGAAGAACUAGCCCUCCAAUCAAUGAUUAGUUCUAGAAGAGGGGAUGAAGUGCUCCCUUCUCAGCCCGCAUCUGAACAGCCACAUGAUCAGAUGUUGGUACAUGUAGACAAUGAAGCAUCAAUCAACCAAACUGCACUGGAGUUGAGCACAAGGAGCCAUGUGCCAGAGGAGGAGGAGGAGGAGGAGGAGGAGGAGGAAUCAGAUUCUUGAAGGCGGGAAAGAGCCAAGGCGAAAUGCACGUCUGAACGGAGACAGGCAUGGCAAAGAGGCCUGAAAGCGACAAUGGCACACCACUGGGCAGGGGACUCGCUCUUUGCUGCUUCCCAGAUACUUAGACGCCAGCCGCGUGGGUCGGUGUACUGGGCUGGUUAAGGCCGAUGGUGGAGCAGAGCCAACCUGCAAAAUCCACUUCCUCACCAUCAGAUCUCUUGAUAAAGGCAUGAACCUAUGUGCGAGGAAACAGAGAGUAAGUUAAAGGAAAGUUCAAGAGUCCCGAGUCUAGACUUGGGACCAGUCUUGCAAUCCCGGAGCCUGCCUGCCAUUGGGCGGCAGUAGGGGGCCAGGAAGGGGGCCGGCUGCCGCCCGCCCCGAGAGCCCACUCUGCCUGUUUGAUCUGCCGGGAGGCCUCAGCUGCUCACUUCCCUGGGCCUGCGCUCUUCCACUGCGAACUGGGAGUAGUCGCUCUGUCCUCCGCGCCCCACAGGGUGGCUUGAAGGAGCAAAAUAAUGAACGGGUGGACUUCGGAGUGUGUGUGAUACUGCACGGGCUCUGCAAGCUCAGAUGUUCUCCGGCAUUACUGCCCCACUCUUCCGAGAGGGGCUGCAGAGGAUACUGAACACAAGGUGAGCCCGUCAGUGGUGGAAAAGGCCCCGUCCCCACGAAGGAGUGGGCUGGCCCGCUCCUUCCCUCAGCUCGUCCUUUAUGCUCACGGGUGGACACGGGAGCCUUUUGUUUGGGAUCCUGCAGCCCCAGGGUCAAUGGGACCAUACUGGUCAAGGCAGCGGGGAAUGGGCUGUAGGAGGACUGGACGGAUGACCGACCGAGAACAAAUGAAUAAGCGGGUCAUGUACAAAUUGGAAAUACAUGGACUUACCAUGA
This is a messenger RNA of Leopardus geoffroyi (Geoffroy's cat), 1244 nucleotides long. It is a transcript of the gene SNAPC5, whose product is annotated as small nuclear RNA activating complex polypeptide 5. NCBI's taxonomy places the organism in Eukaryota, Metazoa, Chordata, Mammalia, Carnivora, Felidae. Gene Ontology annotation, biological process: transcription by RNA polymerase II; transcription initiation at RNA polymerase III promoter. The record is from RefSeq and is a predicted model, not a curated record. The transcript has 4 exons. Gene Ontology annotation, cellular component: nucleus. The coding region runs from base 54 to 356 and encodes 100 amino acids.